This is a messenger RNA of Penicillium chermesinum, 3018 nucleotides long. Its product is annotated as ankyrin repeat domain-containing protein. Gene Ontology annotation, molecular function: protein binding. The coding region runs from base 1 to 3018 and encodes 1005 amino acids. The record is from RefSeq and is a predicted model, not a curated record. The transcript is spliced from 3 exons. Lineage: Eukaryota; Fungi; Ascomycota; Eurotiomycetes; Eurotiales; Aspergillaceae.
AUGCCUGAUCCCCUCGCGAUAACCUCCCUUGUCCUUGAAGUAGGAAAGAUUGUAGCGGACUUGAUCAAGUACGGAAAAGCAGUGAAAAGUGCCCAGUCUGACGUCGCAAAGUUGACCGAGGAGCUGUUGGCGCUGAAAGGCAUCCUAGAACAACUCUCAGCCCAGGCAAAGGGAGAAGAUAAUGCCACUAUAACUGACCCCCAUUAUUUGAAGGAUGCGCUUUUGGAAACAGAGACCACGCUUCAGUCCCUCUUAUCUGACCUUGGGCCGCCAACGAGUAGAUUGGGUCAGAUUAAGCGGAAGCUAGAAUGGCCAUUUGCGAGAGACACCUUCGAAGCUCACAUUGCUCGCAUCGAAAGGACCAAAUCAUUCUUGAUGAUGAUUCUCAUGAGCGACGCCAGGGCCUUGCAGCAGGACAUGCAUGGUAGAAUAUCGGAUCUCACCAGGAGGCUCGAGGAGGAUUUGCAGGUUCGAAAGGAUGAGAAGAUCUCAGUUGCUCACCGAGAAUUAUGCAAGUGGAUUUCUCCCGUUGACACAGCCAGUGUGCAUCGACGAGCGGCAAAAGAACGAGUCCACAACACAGGCGCUUGGUUUCGUGAGGGCAUUUUCAAAGACUGGCUGCAGCAGAAAGGGCCCGCAAAGCAGAUCCUGUUCCUCCAGGGCAAGUCCGGCGCAGGAAAGACGACUCUAUUCUCCAACAUUGUCGAUGGUCUGAGUUCCUCUCGACUGGGAGAAAAUGACGCCGUCUCGGCAUUCUUCUACUGCCAGUUCAGCGAUCCAGCCUCCCACGAGCCUGUCAACAUCUUGGGAUCAUUCGUGGCUCAGAUCGCCGAGUGGUUCCCGGCAAUACUGGAUGACAUACUCCCAGAAUAUGAGGCCACCAUGCACUCCAAAACCCGUAAGUCAGCGGUUGACAUCGAUACUCUAGAGGAGGCGAUCGUCAAGCACGUCAGAGGUCGACGGCCUGUUCUUUUUAUGAUUGAUGCCAUCAACGAAAACGCCGCUGCAAUCAAAAAUGACAUUGGCAUUUUCACCAGCUCGACGCUCAAAAAGAACAGAAUGCUCCGAAAUCUGCCCAAGUCAUUGCAAGAGCACAUCCAGACGAAAAUCGUUGAAGGGGCAGACGGAUCAUUUCGCUGGGCAGACUUAUCCCUAAAAAACCUAUGCGCAUGUCAAACGCCAGCGGAAGUACGCGAAGCGCUAAAGGUACUCCCAGAGACCUUGCAAGAUGUAUAUGCUUCGAUAUUGGAGAGAGUCUCGACGCGAGACCGAGAAUGGGCACGCAGCGCGUUACUUUGGGUCACGUUUGCAAAGCGGCCGCUCGUUCUUGAGGAACUCAGUCAAAUCGUCUUGGUCAAAGAGGAGACAACGGCCCUAGACGAUGAAAUGAAGCUCGUCUUCCCACGAGUGUUGCUCGAAAUAUGCCAGGGUCUCAUUGAGGAGGGCGAAUCCGGGAAAUUAUAUCUGGCACAUGCGUCUGUUCGGGAGUUCCUUACCUCACCAUGGAUACGGUCGCCAGAUUCGAGUGUUCAUUAUUUUGGCCUCGACCCCAAGGACGCUGAUAGGAUGAUCAUGAUCAAAUGCCUGCAUUAUCUCUGUCUGGAGAACUUUCGGUCUGGGUAUGUCGGAUCCAUUGAUGCCAUGGUGGAACGGGACGAGGACUAUCCCUUCCUAGACUAUGCGGCCAAUUUCUGGACGGUACAUUGCCAGUCACACAGUCUCGAUGACCAAGGGGCGAAGGCAAUUUUGCGGCUCUUUGAUCUGUGGCAUCUUCCUCGUCGGGGGAAUUAUGGGACAUGGGCCCAAGCAAUCGCCCCUGAAAACGACGUGGAAAGGAUAGAAAGUUCAAAUCCUCUAUACUAUGCAGCUCGAUUUGGACUGUCAGACGUGCUGAAGGAACUGCUCAAGGAUGCUUCACUGGAAGACAUCGAGUGCCCUGGUGGGCGUUUCGGCUCGACUCCUUUCUUCGUUGCCUGCUGGAUGGGACAUUUUGAUACUGCGGAGCUUCUCCUCGAAGCCGGAGCAAAUCCAUACGUCGUAGAUCCCAGUACAGGAUUCAUGGUGUAUGAGCUUCCUGGGAUUGCUCGAAGUCCACGGAUCAUGGCUGUCCUUGCGAAUCCACUGCCAGGCACGACACAGAACUCCGAUGCAAGUACAAGUACCCAGGGCCAACAGGGAGAGGGUCAGGAUAUGAUUCGAGAGAUGCAGAAGACUGCACAUCGCCUCCAACACUUGGAAAUAAUCACAGAAGCUGACUUUACCCCGAGGACGCUUCUUGAAUCUCCUCCACAGCGGAUGUUCGAGGACCAGCUCAUCUAUAUGUUCCCCAAAAUCGACGACAUGUUGGUGGCUCGACUGGGGCAUCUACAGCGUUGUCGAUACCGACUACUUAUGAUACUUCAACAGAAACAUGACGAAGCAGUUCGGGCAGGCUCCUGUCAAGCUGAAAAGCAUUGUAUUAGUCUGCAAAGCAACCUCAUACCGCAACCGCGCCUGUACGCAGACAAAAUGGAAUGUCCCGUCUGCUUUGAAGUCCAACAAUUCGACACGAUAGUCGAAUGGCAAAAACACAUUCAAACCGACGCUGCACUUUUUGCGUGCACCUUCGCUCACUGCCCAGUGUCCUUCCCCAAUGAGAAAAAUUUCAUAUUACUCGGAACGAAGGAGGGCUGGGUGCGCCAUGAGACGCUGUGGCACUGGCGAGUUGACAUUUGGAAAUGCCCACUCGCCUGCGAUUACACGACUUACCGCCAGGAGAAGAUGUUCUCUCAUCUUGUUGAACAUCAUCAUGUGCAAAUGUCUGAAGAGGAGGUGUGGAAAAUGAUGGUGCCGUGUGAGCAACGACCCGAGGAGUUGCCCAGCCAAGAGGAAUGCCAGUUUUGCGGAGCCAACUUCGGUACUUGGAAGACUUUUAUGGCUCAUGUGGGGAGUCAUUUGGAUAAGUUGGCGAUUCCGAUUCUGCGAAUGAUCAAGCAAGAUGGGCUUUUGGGGGAGUGGAUGAACGGGGAGAUGUUUUGA